Messenger RNA from Gongylonema pulchrum, 318 nucleotides. The record is from the annotation of a GenBank genome assembly. NCBI's taxonomy places the organism in Eukaryota, Metazoa, Nematoda, Chromadorea, Rhabditida, Gongylonematidae.
AUGCAUCAGUGUUUAAGGGAUUCGCUGUUGAGCCGUCUGGAAAAUGUUGUCGCUGCAGAAAGGCACGAAGUAAAUGAGCGGCUAGCAACUAAUGGUGUGCCAGUGGGCCAGUACCUCACUGAAAUUGCUGCUAAGCUUAUCUGGGUUCGGCGAAAGAUUAAUAAAGCGGAGAAUAUCUUGAUAGUCUGCAAUGAAUUACUGGGCGAUUUAACGGCCUAUCCAGAAGUGGCGAGAAAAAUUCAAAAUGAAAUCGACGAAAUGCGUUCGUUGGAGUCGGAUCUAUUCGGCAAUUGGUACAUUAUAUUUUCUAGAUUUUAA